CGCAGCAUUCGGUGCUCUUAUCAGUUAUCUUACUUAUCUCAAUAAUUCAGACACGUCAAAAACAACAUAAUUGUUAAUCGUUAAUUAAUUUUAAUAAUAAUUUUUUUGUGAAGUACUGCAACGACCAUUUUACACGGAGUCUAAAGGGUAUCAAUAUAAAUCAUAAAGUGCCUUUAUCCACAUUAUAUUAUAUGCAUGAUAUUUUCGAAGAUCCGACAUAAGUGAAUAAUUAAUAAUGGAUCCUCAUGAAAUCGUCCAGAUUUCAAUAUAGGCCGAUAUGCUAGUGUUAUAACAUGUUUGUACAAAUUUUUAAUAUUGAUUUAUUUAAUUUGACAAAAUAAAAAAAACAUGGAAACUACAAGUAGCAUUACAAAUACCUUACAGUCGGAACUAUUUCUAGAAAUGAACGAGGAACAUGAAUCUUGCGAUACUCAUGACAUAAGAAGUGUUAGAAGCACAUUUAAAUUUAAAUGCAAACCACCAAAUAAGCCUUGUUCAGAACAAUUGUCUGUAGAUGAAGAUGGAGAUGUAGUAGUUCGAAGAAGUCCGCUCACCAAAGGCAUUAUAAUAGAGCAUAUAAAUCGAACUUCAUUAAAUAUGGUUGGUAUGCAAGUGUGGCGAAGCGCAUUAUUAAUGGGUGACUUUAUCAUGGAAAACAGGGAUAUUUUCACCAAUGAUCAAAUUGUAUUGGAACUUGGCUCUGGAGUAGGAUUGACUGGUAUUGUAGCCGCCAUGUAUUGCAAAGAAAUCAUUUUUACAGAUAUCAAUAACAAAGAAAUAUUGUCAUUGAUUGAAAAAAAUAUAAACUUAAAUCAAGAUUUAAUCGUUAGUCGUACAACAGUUUUGCCAAUGAAUUUCAAUGAACCUGAAUUGCCUGAUGCAUUAUAUAAGAAGUUAAAAGACUUACAAAUUUUAAUAGCUGCAGAUGUGAUUUACGAUAAUGACAUAACCAAACAAUUUGUCAAUACCCUAAAAAAAAUAAUGGCAAUACCUCCUAGAAAAACUGCUUAUAUAGGAAUGGAAAAAAGGUAUGUAUUUAGUUCAGUCGAUUUGGAAGUUUGCGCUCCAUGCUACGAAUACUUCAAUGAUCUAUUAUCAGAAAAUAACAAUUGGUGUCAAGUACAACUUUUAGAUUGCAAUUUUCCUCAAUAUUUUCAAUACCUCAAAGCUAAAGAACUAGUUAUAUUCAAAUUAACCGCCAAUAAUUCCAUUUAAAAAAUUGUAUAAACGAGUUAAAAAUAAAAAGCAGAUAUACGUUAAAA
Messenger RNA from Aphis gossypii (cotton aphid), 1262 nucleotides. RefSeq names its product methyltransferase-like protein 22. Gene Ontology annotation, biological process: protein methylation. Gene Ontology annotation, cellular component: nucleus. Gene Ontology annotation, molecular function: protein methyltransferase activity. The record is from RefSeq and is a predicted model, not a curated record. The transcript has 7 exons. NCBI's taxonomy places the organism in Eukaryota, Metazoa, Arthropoda, Insecta, Hemiptera, Aphididae. The coding region runs from base 349 to 1215 and encodes 288 amino acids.